GGGGAAGCAGAAAUCAGUGUAGCCAAAAGAGUGAAAGAAGAUGUUGAAAUUCUUGUCAAAGGUGAAAAUCGAAUUCAAUGCCUUAGAUCCACGCAUAGCUUCAUGUAUGGAGUUUUUGGCUCAAUGUAAUGCUCCUAAAGCCAAAGAAUCAAACCCAAGUUGCCAAGUUCAGGUCAAGCGCCGCACUGAUGACCAUCCACCUCAAAUCUCUGUCACUUUCGUCAAUGGAGUCGAGCAGACCUAUGAUGCUACUACUACACCGGCACAGAAUAUCCGUACCAUGAUUCUUGAAAAGGGUCAGUACCUUGAGACUGAACAGAUGUUUCGUGAAGCUGGUGAGAAAUGGCCUGUUAUCAUUCCUAAUGAAGAGCUUAAACAACCAUUUCUUGGAAUAAAGCCAAAGAAAGCAGAAGAGAAGAAGCAAUAAUCAAAGCUACUCACACCUAGCUUCUCAUCGGGGCAUUUUCUCUGCGUUAGAUCAGCUAUAUGACAUUCCAGAGAGAUGAAUCUUCAAAUAGGGGCAAAGCUAGCUUUUUGUUGCAUUUAUGUCAACAAGAAUAUUAGAUUUGUACUAGAUCAUGAAUUUGCUAUCCUUUGUAUUGUGAGACUUUGAAAUGCCUUCCUAAUCCUCAUUUCUCCUACCUUUUAUCCUUACAAAAGAAUAAAAUUCCCUUCUAAAAGGUUUGAUCUCAUUUUGGAAUCGACUCUAAUACUGUCUUUGAAGUAAACAGUGGUAUGUGCAUUUUCUGGCAAAGUUAUAUUUGUUUC
Molecule: messenger RNA, 768 nt
Organism: Solanum stenotomum
Lineage: Eukaryota; Viridiplantae; Streptophyta; Magnoliopsida; Solanales; Solanaceae
Exons: 2
Coding region: 41-427 (128 amino acids)
Cellular component (GO): mitochondrial large ribosomal subunit
Source: RefSeq, a predicted model, not a curated record